Frieseomelitta varia is the source of this 4601-nucleotide messenger RNA. RefSeq names its product intraflagellar transport protein 140 homolog (gene rempA). Gene Ontology annotation, molecular function: protein binding. Gene Ontology annotation, cellular component: intraciliary transport particle A; ciliary basal body; axoneme. The coding region runs from base 130 to 4461 and encodes 1443 amino acids. The record is from RefSeq and is a predicted model, not a curated record. NCBI's taxonomy places the organism in Eukaryota, Metazoa, Arthropoda, Insecta, Hymenoptera, Apidae. Gene Ontology annotation, biological process: intraciliary retrograde transport. The transcript is spliced from 6 exons.
UUAAAAAGAAUUAAUGAACAUGUAGUUAUAAAUAGCUAUUUAAACAGACGUUUUUAUUUAUAAGUUUAAAAGAGCUAAUUUAGAUACUGCUUGCAACAUCGAUACUAAUAAAAUAAUAAUAAUAUAACAAUGUCACUCUAUUUUGAUACGCGUGUACAAAAUCCAGAAACAGCUUCAAUAAGCACUCAUGCAAUUUGGCAUAUCAAUUAUCCAUUAUUGGCUGUCGCAGCAUAUUCUCAGGAUAAAGGUGGCUUCGUGACAAUUUAUGACGAUCAAGGAGAGCCUACUCAAGAUGUAGAGUCACCUAAACAUUCAGUUGCUCAGGUGACUGCUCUUGGAUGGCAUCCAGAGAAGCGAUGGCUUACAGCAGGAUGGGAAAAUGGGAAAUUAUGGGUAUGGCCAGGUGAUACUGGUAGUACAGAAUUUAACUUGGUAGUCACACCACAUCGUGAUCCUAUUACAAUUCUGCAAUGGAGUCAACAUGGAGGAAGAUUAAUAUCUGCGGAUUCAGCUGGAUCUAUAGUUGGUUGGAAGAUUGAUUCAAGAGGGCAAUUAUUAAUGAUGUUUCAUCAUGAGCUAAAAGAUUCUUUUGCACAAAUAGUAUUCAAAACUGUUCCGCCAAAAUCAAUGAUGGACAUAAGUGGCCUAGCAAAGGCUGCAGUAGCAGGAGAUGAAAGGGCAUUAGAUAUAUUUAGCUCUUGGCGUCCUAGAACAGCUGUACCAACAACAGUCGUAACGCAGAGAGAUAACCAUGCCUUUUACAUUGGAACCACUAGUGGUGUAAUAUACUUUGUUGAUAACCAAGGACAGUGUACAGAAGUUCUGAACACAAAUGGUGCAACGUUGCAGUUCCUGUUGCACCAUCAAACUAGAGAUUCUCUAGUUGUUAUGACAGAGGGUUUAAAUAUAGGGCAUUUUCAGACAGAUCCUAUUACUGGUCGGCUGACCGAAUUAACAAAAGUGAAACUUAGCAGUAGAUACGAUAUAUUGCGAACUGGUCCAGCGAUGUGUUGGAUUGGAACAAAUACUUUAGCGAUUCUUACAGGGGAAUUGGGUGUUCGUUGUUGGGAUCUUCACACUGGCGACAGUUACGUGUUAUCUCCGCCAGAUUCAUCUACUGGGAAUAUGGCUACACCACAGGAAAUUUGCACAAGCAUAUCUUUUUGUAAAAAUAACGGUAUUUUGGCUGCUGGAACAAAUUUGGGAACAAUCUAUGUAUGGAAGCGUAAAAUUGAAAUGGACUGUGAUGAAAACAGUUGGCCAAAUGUGCCAGAAUCUUGCAGCAUUCAUGGCACGGUAAAGCAACUUACAUGGGGUGCGGCAUUUUUAAGAAGUCCGCUACUUGCUGUAAAUUGCAUUACCAAUGUUUUUAUAUUACAUCAACAACCAAUGUGUGCUACAUAUAAUGAUGGCGUUUGCGCUAGUCAACUGAGUCCCUGUCAAAUCUUAAUAGAAUUCAGUGAGCAGAAUUAUACUUUAAAAACUGAGAUUCAAGUGCAGCUCGUCGCCAUCAAUAAACAUUACAUCGCCGUUUCUUCUGGUAGACAAAUUGUGGUAUAUAAAAUUUACGACGAUGCAUCUUUGUACACUAGCCUAAUUUCCAGUUUUAGCUGCGACACCGAGAAAUUAUUGAUUUAUGAUCAUACUUUGGUCGUUCUAACUUCUGUAGUUAUACAAUUACGGUCAAUGGAGGGCACUGUCAUUCAGAUACUGCCUACGUUACCAGAAGAGGGUGAACCAAUUACUAUGGAUCUUACUGGACAAUAUUUAACAGUCGCAUCUUUGAACGGUAUCUUAAAAAUUUGGGAUUUAAGCAAGCGAGAGGCGAAGUUGCAUACCAGAGCAAUGCCAGCUUACGAAGCGAUAAGUGAUUUUGCUGAAAUUAUCGAAGCACAGUGCAAUGCUGAUUGUCGUUGUGUAUCUAUUACUGUUGCAAUGGCUAAUUUGAUGCCCAGUUCUAUUUUGUACGUCUGGGACAUAGAAAGCGAUCAGAUACAUGAGUUUGAUUUUGCAGAGUCUAACGAUAUAGACGAUGACGAUACUGCUUUGUCUGUAAAGUGUAGAGGCAGGCUGGUUACUGCUCAUUGUUGGGACGUGGAAGAUCCCAGAUUAUUAGUAUGUCGAGCACAAAGAUUGGAGUUACGGGAUUCUAAGCACUCCUCGAAGCAAAAUAAUGAAAACGAUUACGAUAUCUCAAGGAGCACUGUGGUUUUGAUAUCGAUGUUUGCGACAUCAGAUCACGGAAUUGUUGUGCAGGAUAUAAAACCAAUUAAAGAUGAAAAUUGCAGAAUUUUGGGCGUUCAUUCCCCACAUAUUAUUAUUUUAAGCUCCGAAAAAUCAAUAGAGAAAGCUAGUAAAGUAAUACAAUUGUUCAUGAGAGAUUUUGAGGAAUUGGGUGUAUGCGAUCCUAUCACGAAGAAAGCAGUACUAGAUUUUAGUUUUCACAUCAGCAUUGCUAACAUGGAGGAGGCCUUCAAGUCAAUUAAAUCCAUCAAAAAUGAAGGUAUUUGGAAAAGUUUGGCAAGAAUGUGCGUGAAAACGAAGCAAUUGAACAUGGCGCUUUUGUGUUUGGGCCAUAUGAAACAAGCCAGAGCAGCGAGGGCUCUCAGGGAAGCUAUGCAAGACGACAGUUUAAACUUGGAAGCCAAAGUAGGAACGUUAGCAGUCGAAUUAGGAUUAUAUAAUGAUGCUGAACGACUUUUUCGUGAAGCAAAAAGAUUAGAUUUACUGGGCAAGCUUCUUGAAGCGCGUAAUAAGUUUAAAGAAGCUAUAGAGCUGGCGAAGAAUGAGAAUAAAAUUUGUGAGAAAACAAGUUAUUACAACUAUGCGAAGGCUCUCGAGCAAGAAGGGAAAAUAGGUGAAGCAAUAGAGAUGUAUACCAAAGCAGAAUGCCACAGAUUCGAAGUGCCAAGGAUGUUACUUGUGAGGCCCAGGGAACUAUUGACGUAUCUUAAUAAUUCUGAGGAUCCAGAAAUAAAGAAUUGGCAUGCACAGUAUAUAGAAUCGACUGGAGAUAUGGAAAGAGCAUUGAAAUUGUACGAACAAGCUAAGAACACUCUAGCGAUAACGAGAUUGCUUUGUUAUUUUGGUAGAGAGGAUGAAGUUAGCGAACUGGUGUCGAGAACAAAUCAUGCUGCUUCUGCGUACCAUCUAGCUGCACACUAUGAGUCAAAAAACAAUGUAGGUCAAGCUAUUCACUUUUAUACCAUUGCUAAGGCUUACACAAAUGCAAUUCGACUGUGCAAAGAACAUGAUAUGUUUGAGGAACUAUGGCCUUUGGCUGUAUUAGCUCCAAGACAAUCCCAGAUAGACGUCGCCAAGUAUUAUGAAGAAAACGAUCAGUCGGAUAAAGCGGUUUUGUUGUAUCAUAAAGCUGGUCUACUACACAAGGCAUUGGAUAUUGCUUUCAACACAAAACAAUACAGUGCUUUACAAUUGAUCAUCAUGGAUGUCAACGCAGAUUCUGAUCCUGCUUUAAUAGAGAAAUGCGCUGACUAUUUCGUUCAAAAUGAUCAGAUUGAAAAAGCAGUGGAUCUACUUGCAACAGGCAGAAAAUACUUGGAAGCUUUGGAAUUGAUACAAAGGCAUAAUAUUCUGCUAAAUGAAGAUUUAGCUGAAAAGAUGACGUUGGAUAAAAUUGACAACGAUGUAGAUCACGAAAAAAUACGAAUCUCUAUAUUAGAAAGAAUAGGCGAAAUAGCUUUUGAGCAAGGAAAUUAUCAUUUAGCAACCAAAAAAUUCACUCAAGCUGGUAACAAACUGAGAGCUAUGAAAGCCUUGUUGAAAUCUGGCGAUACAGAAAAAAUUUGCUUCUUUGCACAAGUUUCUAGACAGAGAGAAAUUUAUAUCAUGGCUGGGAAUUAUUUACAAUCGUUGGAUUGGCAAAACCAACCAGAAAUAUUGAAGAAUAUAAUUAACUUUUAUUCCAAGGGAAAAGCAAUGGAUCUGUUGGCCAAUUUCUAUGUUGCUUGUGCACAAGUUGAAAUUGAUGAAUUUCAAAAUUAUGAGAAAGCUCUCGAUGCUCUAAAUCAAGCAAGUAGAUGUUUGGCAAAAGUGACUACUCCAAGAGAUCCUGAUAUUCAUAGAAGAGCAGUGGAUUUGGUGAAUAAUAGAAUAGCAACGGUUAAGCGUUAUCUUGAUAUCAAGAAGUUGUUUGACAGAGGUGAAACUAACGCAGCAAUGCAACAAGUGCGUCAAUUGCUUGAUUCUCAAGGAGCAGAUUUGGAACAAUCAGUUCGCCGUGGUGAUUUAUUUGCAACCAUUACUCAACAUUAUGUCAACAUAGGGGAUACUGACAAAGCACGUGCUAGUGUAGAAGAAUUGAAGCGUUUAGUACCUGGAAUUAAUCUUGCUUAUUAUUAUAAUAUGGACGUGUUAGAAACACUUGGUUACAAGAUGAAAAUACAACGACAAGAAAGUUCUGACAAAGAAGACGAUAUCGAAGAGCUUCUAGGCGAAUAGUUAAAUAUAAUAUAUGUACAAUGAAAACGGAAUCCGUCCAAAAGUGUGAUGAUAGAUGCUAAGUAUAUUUGAAAGAAUUAAUUAUUACAAAAUAUUUGUAUAUUAUAAUUUGAAAAAUAUAGUAUAGGUUUUAUCUAAAA